Messenger RNA from Diversispora eburnea, 393 nucleotides. NCBI's taxonomy places the organism in Eukaryota, Fungi, Glomeromycota, Glomeromycetes, Diversisporales, Diversisporaceae. The record is from the annotation of a GenBank genome assembly.
AUGUUUGCCUCUUACUAUAAUCCAGUGGAAUCUGAAUACCUCUCUGAAAAAUGUUCUCAAACUUCAAAUUUUAAAUUUGCACCUCAAAAUAAUUCUUCAUGUUCUUCACGAAGUCAUCAUCGUUCUGAAUCUUAUUACAAUUCUUGUUCAAUAUUUAAUUUAGUUUCAAAAUUAUCAGAUAUUGAACAAAAACGUAAAAAGGCAGAAUUUGAAUUAGAACAACGAGAAAAAUUACGAAUGAAACAGGAACAAAUUCAUAAAUUAUGUGCAGAAAAGGAAAAAAAGUUACGAGAGAGAGCAAAACAACAGUCAUUACAGAAACAAGAACAAAAUAGAGAUGCAUUAAGAAAAUUUUAUGAACUACAAAUAGUAGUGGCACUUAUAGUAGUAUGA